UCCGAAUUAAAGUACGACGUGCACAUUUUUUUCGCUUGACUUUGAAUGAAUUUCAUUUUGGAUCCAUCAUGCAGGAGACAUGCAUUUUCAUUUAAAUUAACUACAUUUAAAUAACAAGAGAUGUUUUGUCGGUGACAUAAAUCUUCUUUUUCUCAGUCAGAUCAUUAGGUCAACAUUAGAGACGUCUUCAUUGCGUUGGAUUGGCAUUAACCGUCAAACUGAUUGUAACCGAAUAACUAGCAACAGACCAAAGUGAAUAUACAAGAAGAAGUUACCACAUUAUCCACCAAAAGCGUUCGUUUGGUUGGUGGAUCGUCAAGAAGAGUGGGGAUACAUAGCACAGAUACUAAAAGACUUACCUGAAUAAAUUACAAGCGGCAAAGUAAUUUACGCUCAAGAAACAUGAUUUCGAUGUUUGCUCGUGUAUCAUUUUAUCCAACGUUAUUUUAUAACGUUUUUAUGGAAAAAGUCACAACACGACGAUGGUACGAUCGCAUCGAUGAACAUACAAUACUGGGUGCACUGCCGUUUCGUUCGAUGGUUCAACAGUUGAUCGAAAAGGAAAAUGUUAAAGGUGUUGUUUCCAUGAAUGAAGACUAUGAGCUGCAAUUGUUUUCAAAUAAUGCAGAGAAAUGGAAGGCAUUAAAUGUAGACUUUUUACAAUUGGCAACCACAGAUAUAUUCGAAUCACCGUGUCAAAAUAAAUUAAAAUCUGGUGUCGAAUUUAUGAAUAGAUAUUUACCAGAAAAUGAAAAAGUCCCUGGCCUACCAAAUGAAAAUAGCGCAAAUGCAGGCACCGUUUAUGUGCAUUGCAAAGCGGGCCGUACACGAAGUGCAACAUUAGUGGGAUGCUAUUUAAUGAUGAAAAACAGUUGGAAUCCCGAACAAGCGGUGAGUCAUAUGAGGGCUUGUCGACCGCACAUAUUGCUGCACAACAAACAAUGGGAAGCGUUGCGUAUAUUCUUCAAUGAGAAUGUUAAAACUAAUGUUAAUUAUUCAACUGAUAAAUCAACACCGGUGACGACGUAAAUCAGUCAUGUCCGAGAUCAAUCAGCGACUUAUUCAGAUUACCAUCGGAAACAAAUUGUAGCAUUAAGACACUUACUUUUGUUGACUUUUUUUUUGUUUUGGUGUCAUGAGUCUUGUUCGUCUUGUUUGUUAACCAGAGGAGAAAAGUAAUACGAAUAAAAAAAAACGGCUCGUUUUGAAUAAUUUAUAAA
Molecule: messenger RNA, 1220 nt
Organism: Sitodiplosis mosellana (orange wheat blossom midge)
Lineage: Eukaryota; Metazoa; Arthropoda; Insecta; Diptera; Cecidomyiidae
Gene: PTPMT1
Product: phosphatidylglycerophosphatase and protein-tyrosine phosphatase 1
Exons: 5
Coding region: 403-1029 (208 amino acids)
Biological process (GO): protein dephosphorylation
Molecular function (GO): protein tyrosine/serine/threonine phosphatase activity; phosphatidylglycerophosphatase activity; phosphatidylinositol-4,5-bisphosphate 5-phosphatase activity
Source: RefSeq, a predicted model, not a curated record